AACAACAUGCUAGUUUUGGAAAAUGGACGAGCUAACAUGAAGAUACUGGAUAUGGUUUUGUUAUCUACAGUCUGGGCGUUUUAAUUAGUAUGUUUAUACCAUUUCGAGUUUCCUGUGCAAUGGUUAUCUCGUUUCAUGAAAGACAGAUGCAGACAAAAAGUAUGUCCUGUAAUUCCAAGCCUUAUACAGUAUAUUCAAGUUGCAGAAAUGUAACAUUAAACUACAAAACGUACAACACAUCUGCGGCAGGAUUCCAGCGCACACGAGGUUAGGGGUUCUGCCUUUCAAGGACUAAGUAUUUUGGCAUUCGAUCCAUCUGUGACCCGUCUUUACAAGAGAAGCUCAUUAUUGAUAAGCCUUGGGGGGAUGGGGGGAAUUUAAAGUUUGCACAUACUUCCAAGAGCAGGACCGGAUUAAACUAUGUGAGAGAGCAGAGAUGUCCCUGGACAGAGAGCAAGGGGCAUUUUCAGGGCAAGAGUUGGCAGGACCCUGUGCAUUGGCACUGAAAGGAAGCCAGACAGCAGCUGGGGAAGACAGGCCUGUGGAAAGGAAAGCGCCGGUGUUGGGGACGUCCCGAACCCUCCCUCUGCUCCCCUCCCCUGACGGCUCGACCAGGAGGAAACGAAGACGCCUCCCCUCCUCCCCCGGGGGACUCCUGUGUAACAGAGCAGGAGCACGCCGCUGGGAAUAUGACAGAGCUGAAACACUGCCUUCAGCAGCCCAGCUCAAUGCCAGCACUGACCAUGCUGUGCUCCUCUGGGAGAUCGCAGACAAGGCAGCCCUGAGGAAGAGCCUCUCUGCUGACGAGCGGCUGCUCCAGCAGCAACGUAAAGAACAGCACAAACUGCUCAGCAGGCUGGAGAAGGGCAGGAGCAAGCUGAGGAACAUUCACAGUCUUGGAUCCACAGAUGGAGACGAACCUCAAACAAAGACGGAGAACAGGAUUGCCCGUUUUGCUCAGCGGCUGAAUCAAAAGCAAAGAGGGCAAAGCCAGUGCCAUGCGCUGAAUGAGGACUUUAGGCACUUCAUGCGCACAGGUUCUCCAGGCAUUUCACAGAGCUUAGACAGAAACUUCCAUGUCAAAAUGACCCAGCAACUGCAGAAUCUGCACCUGUCUCACGCCAAGAAGAGCGGCGCGCCGUCCUCCCCCAACGCAGCCAAGCGCCUCUACCGCAACCUCUCAGAGAAGCUGAAGGGCAACCACUCCUCCUUCGAUGAGCCCUAUUCCUUCGGCCGCUCGGAUAGGCUGAGGAAAGUGUCCGUGAACGUGCAGUGCAGCGAGGCUCUGUUCGAGGCGGUGGAGCAACAGGAUCUGGAUGCCGUUCAGCUCCUGCUCUACCAGUACUCAUCCGAGGAGCUCGACCUCAACACCCCCAACAGCGAGGGGCUAACACCGCUGGACAUCGCCAUCAUGACCAACAACGUGCCCAUGGCCAGGGUGCUGCUGAAAGCUGGGGCCAAGGAGAGCCCGCAUUUCGUCAGCCAGGAGAGCAGAAUACUGCACCUCAGCACCCUUGUGCAGGAGGCACAUCAGCGCGUGAGUGAGCUGUCUGCACAAGAGACAAGCGAGGGGCUGAGCCUCGACAGCACGGAGAGAGAGAAGCAGCUGAAAGGCUGGGAGUGGAGGUACCGGCUCUACAAGAGGAUGAAGACAGGCUUCGAACACGCCAGAGCCCCCGAGACGCCGUCCAGCGUCCGUCUCAGUGUAACGAGCAGCACAUCCCUCACUGUCACCUUCCAGGAGCCCCUCAGCGUCAACUCAGCUGUCGUCACCAGAUACAGAGUCGAGUGGAGCUGCUCGAAGGACUUUUCCACAUUGGCUGGACAAAUAAUCAUGGAUAAUCUUCAGUCUUUGAGGUGCACUAUCGCAGGUCUCACAACGGGUCAGGCCUACUUUGUUCAAGUUUCAGCCUACAAUAUGAAGGGGUGGGGGUCGGCACAGGCAUCCACUCCUGAUGUCGCUGUCCCAUCAAACUGGAAGGAGUAUGGUGGCAGGGAGCCACGCCGCCACUCGGGGCAGAUUGAAGCCAUGGAAAGACUCCUGCAGCAGGUUCAAAGCGCACAUCAACGUUACAGCUGUCGAGAGUCAUCCAAAUCGCAGAAUCCGAGUCGCAAGCAGUCUGUCUCCAGAAGCCUGAAGCACCUCUUUCAUUCUUCAAACAAGUUUGUGAAAACUUUAAAAAGGGGGCUCUAUGUGGCAACAGUAUUCUAUCACAAGGACAACAUUCUGGUGACCAAUGAGGAUCAGAUCCCCAUUGUUGAAAUAGACGAUUCCUUCACCAGCUCCAUCAUGCAGGACUUUCUCUGGUUCACAAAGCUGUCGUACAUGUGGGAGGAUGUCCGCUGGCUGCGGCAGAGCAUGUCUGUCUCCAUGUCCUCCUCGUCUGCGCUCCAAGCCCUGCAGAAGAUGCUGGCAGCAGCCGGGCAGUUGCAGAAUCUGCUUGGCACGCAUAACUUGGGACGUGUUUAUUACGAGCCCAUUAAAGACAGACAUGGCAAUGUGCUCCUAGUUACUAUAAGAGAGGUGGAGAGCCUCUACUCCUUCUUCAAUGGCAAGUGGAUGCAGAUAUCCAAGCUGCAGAGCCAGAGGAAAUCCCUCUCUACCCCGGACGAGCCGACGGCUCUUGACGUGCUGCUGAUCACAAUCCAGGAUGUCCUGUCCUAUCAGCGGAGGUGCCAGCAUCGCCUGUCUCCCGGGCUGUACCUGGGCUACCUGAAGCUGUGCAGCUCCGUGGAUCAGAUUAAAGUCCUUGUCCCUCAGAAGCUGCCCAACGUUCUGUGCCACUCCAAAAUCCGAGACAACUGCAACGUGUCCAGAGAUGAGUGGGAAUGGCUCCAGAAGCUGUCUGGCCCUGCUUAUGUGGAAAGUGCAGAUCAGACGCCUGCCUGGCACACUCAAUUGUUCUUCUAUGAGCUCCAGAUGGCUGUGAAAGCGCUGCUCAAACAAAUCAAUCUACCUCUGCACCAGACCAGGUUCUUGCGUCUGUACACACAGGAGGUGCUGGAGCUGGGUCACAAUGUCUCCUUUCUUCUGCUGCUGCCUGCCUCAGACGACGUCUGCAUUGCCCCGGGACAGAGUAACCCUUACACCCCGCUCUCAGGGUUUCUUAACCUCCCUCUUCAAAUGUUUGAACUAGUUCAUUUUUGCACUUACAAAGAGAAAUUCAUCAGCCUGUACUGCCGCCUGUCUGCUGUGCUGGACCUCGACUCGCUCAUUACCCAGCAGUCCCUGCGAGAAGCCAUCUCGGACACUGAAGUUGCAUCGGCUAAGCAGAGGCAUCAGCAAGUUCUAGACAACAUGCAGCAAAUGGAUGAGAUGUGGCGUGAGAUGAGGUGGAUCAUGGACGCGCUGCAGUACGCCCGCUACAAGCAGCCUGUGGGUGGCCUGCCUGUGCUGUGGCUUGUGGAUUCCAUGGUGGAGCACGUGCCCGAGAAGAAUGACUCCACAUCCUCGCACAUGGACUACCUGCCCACGCCCUCCCCCUCGCCGGAGAUGCAUCGCAAGAAGGCUGUGAGUGACUCCCAGCCUUGCUCCGAUGAAGAGGGCUGCUCGGAAGUGUUUCUCCCCACAGACAGCGAUUACGACUCGAGCGACGCUCUGAGCCCGCGAGAGCUGGACCUCGUCUACUCCUCGUCCCAGGACAUCUCCCAGCAGGUGCUUUCGGGGCUGAGCGGGAGCGCGCCAGAUGUGCUGCAGGUGCACGACCUGAAGUCCCCCCUCAGCCCCAGGGAGCAGUGCAACAGGGGGCCCUUUGAAUCAGACACAGACUCCUGCACGAAGACCUUGGGCGGCUUGACUCUAAGAGGCACAGACAAGGCUGCUCCCCGCAUGCCGGGGAACAACCCCCUGAGUAAGAGGAAGCUUCUGUCCAAACACCAGCACCACAGCUACUUCAGCUGCCACCACCGCUGGCUGCGCGUGCACAGCGAGAGCCAGGCCGCCUCGCUGUCAGAGGGGCUGUACACGCAGCAGCGGGAGUGCCCAUCCUUACCGCUCGAGUCUGCCUGCGGGGGAGACAUGAAGACCGUAGCACAGCUACCACGUAGCUCUUUCUUACCUCAUGCCUCCAGCCUCCCGGAAGAAGGGAAAGAGAGAUACAAGGAGUCCAAAUCGAACGUCCGCAGGAUAUUCGUGGAGCCUUGCAAAACGCCAUCGUCCAACGAGGGCUUGAAAGCGUGGACUCUGAAUAUAGGAGAGUCUCCCCCUGCGGUGGGAGACGCGAGUGCUGUAGCUGGAGGCAUGGGACAAGACAUUGACUCUGAUGACCAAACCAAUUCUCAAGUAUCGGAAAUAUUCAGCAGUACACUCUAGGAGUAUAAGUGCUUUUACUUGAUCGAAGAUGCUCUAUCUUUUUCUUUUUUUUAACGCAAUUUGUAUAUGAUAUAAACGUUGUUGGAAUCUGUUUGUAUUUUUGUACGUGUUCUAUAACUGAGCAUGCAAAGCUGUUUUUUUGUUUUGUUAUUUUAUGUAUCGUGCACAAGGCUUACUGGGAUACUGCAUCCUUGAAUGAAAUUGUUAAAAAAGAACUUAACUAAAGUUGCUGGACAACUCUUUAAAGUAAGAAAAAUACACCCAUGGCUCAUGACUGUUCUAAUAAUCAAUGCAACACUGACAAAAGCAAUUUUAACUUGAACAACUGCCUGCAUCCACGGCACAAAGGGCAAGCAACAUAGUACGUUUUAAAAUUCAAUUCAUGGCUAUAAAAAUAUAGUUUAAAAAUAAGUUAAAUUAAAAGAAGAAAUGAAAAGUUACCAUGCUUAUGAAUUGGCACUGUUCAGCCAUAUGUUUAAAUAUAGGAAAAUAGUGGAAUACUGCAUAUCCAGCCAGCUGGAUGGCAUUAAAAUAUAGAUCUUCUUAAACAAGAAUUAUUGUACAAAUUCACAUGUUAUUUGUGUACUGAACUACUAGUAACACAUCUAACAGGCCAUGCAUUUACCAUUGAAAUAGAAGUUCCUAAUGCUCUUUUCAUUGCAUCAAGAGGACUACUGACUGAAUCAGACAGCUGUGCGGGAGAUAAGAGUCAUGUGACUUAGCUUGCCUAUAUUCCGGCUAGACUACGCCACUGGCACUAAUCCUAGACUGCCUUAUCUAAAUUAACAAGAAGCAGCCCAUGAUUAGUGCAAAUCAGAGUCUGUGAAUCCCAUCAUAAGUGGUAAAACAUCAUCUAGUAAUGCACUGAACUUUAAUUUCAUUCUGUCUGUCAAAAAAUACCCUGUGAUUUAAAAGGUAGCGGUAUUUAAAUAUGCCUCCUGUUUAGAUCGCUGACGUACAAUAAAAGGGAAGAACCCCUUAACGUCCUGAUCAGGUAUUCCACAUUCCACUGCGGUUCCAAAAGCAGUCCAUAAAGGUACCACUGAAUUCCAGUAUGUUAGAGGACAUUCUAUUGCAUAUUUAUAUUUUAAAACUUCAUAUUAGGACUACAGAAAAGAAGACAUUUUUUGUCAUAAAAAAAAAAAACAUUGUUUUAAGUGUAAAACAUUUUUUUUAAUAGUAGUCGAUAAAUUAAUUUGACACUGUUUUUCUCCCAGUUUGACAUAUCCAAUUGUAUUUUAAGCUCAGCUCACUGCUCCCACCCCUGCGCUGACUCGGGAGUGGCGAAGACGAACACAUGCUGUCCACCGAGGCGUGUGCCGUCAGUCGACUGCUUCUUUUCACUCUGCACGCCCGCCAUGCAUUCAACCCAAAGCUACAGCGUCGGAGGACAACGCAGCUCUGGGCAGCUUACAGGCCUACAGGGGUCGCUGGUGCGCGGUGAGCAAGGACACAGCCAUGAAUAAGCAUACUGUCAUAGGGUAACACUUUAAAAUAAUGGCUGCAAAUUCACAAUGAAUUCCAACUGAAUCCCACAGGAAUAACACCUGACUAUCUUCUGCACUUCCUCUGAGUUCUGAAGUCAUUCAUUGUGAAUUCAGCCCUGUUACUUCAUGUGAGUUUAAUUACCCGUAUUCAUUCCAUGUUCCUUUGUAACACAUGAUGUUGCUCAUGUGUGUAAGGCGUGUAUUCCUGCCCUGUUACUCUCCCACAAGGGGAUUGUGAGAACUGUUAAUGCUGAUCCCAUGAAUGCCUUGGACGUGUGAGCAACAUCAUGAUCAGCGAGUGACUGAAGUGCAGAAGAUAUUCAGGUGUUAUUCCUGUAGGAUUCAGAUGGAAUUCAUUAUGAAUUUGCAGCCAUUAUUUUUACCUGUCAUGUGGCUGCCCAUACACAUGACAUAACCUUAACUCUUUGCAACAAGUGCUAAAAGUGUGAUUCUACAUGAAAGGGUUGAAACAGCAUCUUUUUAGGCUGUCUUUAUAAUAGCUUUUUGUAUUUCCUGACAAUAACAUAAUUGUUUGCCCAGUACAAGGAAAAUUACUCAAGUUUUUAUUUUUAUUUAUUUAUUUUUUAUAUACAAUCUCAAACUGUUUGAAGUUAAAUAUUUGAAUCUCAGGAAAGUUUAAGUUACUCCAUAAAAAUGUACAUUUAUUCUCUCUCUCUCUCUCUCUCUCUCUCUCUCUCUCUCUCUCUCUCUCUCUCUCUCUCUCUCUCUCUCUCUCUCUCUCUCUCUCUCUCUCUCUCUCUCUCCUUCUGUUCCUCAGCACUUGCAAAGGCAACAUUCUGUGUUCAGUUCAGUGCAGAGUUUUCAGAGCGUUCUGGAAUAUUCAGUUGUAUUCCGGAAAGCCCAGGUCUCAUCUGAUGAUCUGUUUUCAGUGUCCUAUGCCUGUAAAGCUAAGGGAAUACGAAGCCACUUGCUGGGUUGGAACUUCGUUUCAGGACACUAGGUUUCAGGCCACUGCAUGGCACACCAUUGGAGACUUGGAGUUUGAUACAGCAAAGCUACUGUUCCUGAAAAAGUAGCUUUGUGAUCCCUCAGCUUAAGACUUUGAACACAAGGGGGCAGUCAUCCUCUGAUCAUUUUGAAUUGAAUGGUCAUUGGUGUGAGGAAGGUAUUCUCUACCCACUCACACACAUGGAGAAAGAAGUCAGGAGGCAUAAUUGGUAAAUACCAGUCUACUUUUCCUGAAUGCUUCUGAAGCACAUCAGACAAGAUUCACUGAGCUUCGGUGCAAAGUUUAAGAAUAUCCUGUUCAGUUUCCAAAACCGGUAUAAUACCACUCAGAUGGAGCUUGCUAUUUAUUACAAGUUUUUAACCAAUAGCUUUUUAUUCCCCUUAGAAAAAAAGCUGGAGUGGAAUUCUACUAAAUCAGGUUUUGUUCCCGUAAAAAAAAAAAAGUUUACUUUCUUUUUCAAAGUAGAAAAAAAAAUACAAAAUGAUUGUUUCAGAACUAGAAGCUAAACCACUAGGAUACAAGUUGGCACUGAAGUCGCUAAUCUAACAGGCGCAAACGCAAACUGGCGCCCCCACGUACCAUAAGCGAGUGUCUUAAGAGUGUAGAAGAGCUGGACUCGUCUGCAUUCGUGGUUUUAAAGUUUUAAACCUCAUCUCACUGACGGGACAGAAUCCGUAAUGGCAGAGCAUCACACAACACUGCCCGUUACACUAUGAAAGAUAUUUAUCAUCACAACAAGCAUUGCUGAAAGUUUGUGAGUAGAGGCCAAUAAACCAUUUCUUACAUCUGACUUCAUUAUCCAAAGUUAAGCAUACCAAAAAUCUGAAAUAUCAUUUGUUGUUUGAAACACUAUGAAAGUAAAUGUAAAGUAAAUAUAUAUAUAUAUAUAUAUAUAUAUAUAUAUAUAUAUAUAUAUAUAUAUAUAUAUAUAUAUAUAUAUAGAGAAUACGUUUUAAAACUGUCUUUGCAUGUUCUGUUUUCACAAGCUUUUGUUCCGAGUUGCGCUGCUGUUUUCUUUGUAUCAGUUUGGUUUGUGCGUUCACUUGUUGGUUUAUUAAACUGUAAAUUAAACAUUGAAAAGUUUGUCAUUGCUGGGACAAACCAAGUGAGUAUUUUGAUCUCCACACUGGAAACAUUUUGUAACAUAUUACUUAACCAGAUUAUUCUGUUGUAAAACUUUUACUGUACUGUGUUUUUGGUCCAAUAAGAAAAAGCCUUAACUGUGGGCAUGUUUGUGGAUUGCUAUUUUGCUACAAGAAUGUAUGUUAUUAUUGCCAUCUUGGGAAAAAAAGGGCACAUUGCUUGCUUGAGUAAAUUAUAUUCUUCAGAAAUUUGCAGACUGUUUUUAUAGUGUUAUUACAAAGUUUGGUUUGAAGUCAUUUUGAGGUGUAACAGCGCACUAAACAUUCCUAACGCUCAACUGAAAUAUUAAAGGACUUUGACUGUCUGUUUACCU
Polyodon spathula (Mississippi paddlefish) is the source of this 8225-nucleotide messenger RNA. It is a transcript of the gene ankfn1a, whose product is annotated as ankyrin repeat and fibronectin type III domain containing 1. The record is from RefSeq and is a predicted model, not a curated record. Gene Ontology annotation, biological process: regulation of establishment of bipolar cell polarity; establishment of mitotic spindle orientation. NCBI's taxonomy places the organism in Eukaryota, Metazoa, Chordata, Actinopteri, Acipenseriformes, Polyodontidae. Gene Ontology annotation, cellular component: spindle. Gene Ontology annotation, molecular function: protein binding. The transcript has 23 exons. Bases 437 to 4312 code for a protein of 1291 amino acids.